AUGAAUGUAAGAAGACAAGACUGGUCUUGGAAGCUUGAUGAUGCCUUAUGGGCAUAUAGAAUAGUUUUUAAUACACCCAUCAGUAUGUCACCGUACCAAUUGGUUUAUGGCAAGGCAUAUCAUUUGCCAAUUGAAUUAGAGUAUAAGGUGUUGUGGGCACUUAGGAGGCUAAACUUGAAUUGGAACGAGGCAACAGAAUUAAGAUUGAGGCAGCUGAAUGAGAUAGAUGAGUUUUGUCUCAGUGUGUAUGAAAGGGAAGAUCUUUAUAAAGAGAAGAUGAAGAAGUACCACGACCGAAGGAUUGUAAAAAGAGAAUUUCUAAAGGGCGAUUGGGUGCUUCUCUUCAACUGCAAACUCAAACUGUUUCCAAGGUUAAAAAUUCAGAAGAAAAGGAGUUCUACAGUUAAAAAUGGGUUGAUGGGAAUACAGAUGGACCAUCAGGAUCACGAAGGACCGUUGCAUAAACUGUCGAAGCCAUGUGAAAAUUUAGACAUUUUGGAUAUGGCUUGA
This is a messenger RNA of Capsicum annuum, 510 nucleotides long. RefSeq lists its product as uncharacterized. NCBI's taxonomy places the organism in Eukaryota, Viridiplantae, Streptophyta, Magnoliopsida, Solanales, Solanaceae. The coding region runs from base 1 to 510 and encodes 169 amino acids. Gene Ontology annotation, molecular function: nucleic acid binding. The record is from RefSeq and is a predicted model, not a curated record. The transcript has 2 exons.